Penaeus vannamei (Pacific white shrimp) is the source of this 912-nucleotide messenger RNA. Lineage: Eukaryota; Metazoa; Arthropoda; Malacostraca; Decapoda; Penaeidae. The record is from RefSeq and is a predicted model, not a curated record.
AUGGCACCUUUCGGCCGACCUUUCCUGCCGAUCCGCGAGUCGUCGGGUUUCGGUCGCGAGGAAUUUGUGGACGUUUUCGCUUUCUGGGAAAUGUUGACGCUCGUUGGACAGAUGCGUGAUCGGAGGUUCGACUCCUCGUACUCGCAUGUAGUCAGUGUGUCGGUCAAAAGGGCGAUACAGAAUGCGAUAUUUAUCAGGUCGAAUCCUAAUAACGAAUAUUCUCAGCUCGACCCACUAGUCUCAGCCCGACUGGACUCAGCCCGACCCCUGGAACUCAGCCCGACCUCCUGGUCUCAGUCCGACCCCCUGGACUCAGCCCGACCCACUAGUCUCAGCCCGACCCCCUGGACUCAGGCCGACCCCCUGGUCUCAGCCCGACCUCCUGGACUCAGCCCGACCCACUGGACUAAGCCCGACCUCCUGGACUCAGCUCGACCAAUGAGUCUCAGCCCGACCUCCUGGACUCAGCCAGACCCCCAGGACUCAGCCCGACCCCCUGGACUCAGCCCGACCCCCGAGACUCAGACCGACUUCCUGGACUCAGUCCGACCCCCUGGACUCAACCCGACCCACUACCCGACCCAUGAGUCUCAGCCCGACCUCCAGGAUUCAGCCCGACCUCCUGGACUCAGCUCGACCCCCUGGUCUCAGCCCGACUUCCUGGACUCAGCCCGACCAACUGUUCUCAGUCCGACCCACUGGACUCAGCCUGACCCACUAGUGAGCCCGACCCCAGGACUCAGUCCGACCGACUGGUCUCAGCCCGACCCCCUGGUCUCAGCCCGAUCCCCAGGACUCAGCCCGACCCCCAGGACUCGGCCCGACCCCCUGGACUCAGCCCGACCCACUAGUUUGAGCCCGACCCCAGGACUCAGCCCGACCCCCCUGGCCCCCUCUUCCCAGCCACACUGA